CCAGUACUUGCUGUUACAAACAAAUAAACUAGCUACAAACAAAUGGAGGCGGCAAGUACUUGCUGUUCCUAUCCCAUCUAUGGAGGCCAAGCAAGUCCUAGCAUCUAUGGGAGCCCAAGCAGUACAAGCAGAGAGGAGGGGACGGGAGCUAUACCUGAGGCCGACGACGAAUCCGGCAGGGAGGUGGACGAAUCCGGCAGGGCUGUGGACGAAUCCGGCAGGGAGGUGGACGAAUCCGGCAGGGCUGUGGACGAAUCCGGCAGGGAGGUGGACGAAUCCGGCAGGGAGGAGGGAGCAGCGGCGAGCUAGCACGGCGGGGAUCCCUCCGCGGCGGACGACGAGGCCGGGAGAAGCAGAGAGGAGGGGACGGGAGGCCGGCGGCGGAGUUCGUGCUGUCGGCGACGGGAGGACUGCGUGCCACUUCGAGGACGGCGGGGAUGGGAGGAUGGCGACGGAGGGAGAAGGUCUUCGCGGCCAGGAGGUGCGCCGCUCGCCGGCGGGAGGAGUAGACGAGGCGGCGGCGGGAGGAGGAACCCUAGGAGGAUGCGUCGGGCGCGUGGUGUUCGUGGAAGGGACUGGUGGGGUGGAGGCAGGGAGCGGUGGGAAAAAUUCGAGUGGCAUUCGGUUGUAAUUUCCUUAGAACGAAAUGUCCCUUAUACAAAACGGUUCGGAUCACUUUGCGGGAAGCGAAGGAAAGCCACGGAAAGCACGUCUCGGGGUGCUUUCUCUCCUACGUGCAAUGGAGAGGCCGGCUUUGUCAAAGCCAAUAGCUAAGCUAGGCUGUUUGGUGAGCUUUGUUGGCUUUUUUUCGUGGAAAGCCACCAAAAGCUGAAACAAA
Messenger RNA from Hordeum vulgare subsp. vulgare (domesticated barley), 838 nucleotides. RefSeq lists its product as uncharacterized. The record is from RefSeq and is a predicted model, not a curated record. Bases 80 to 631 code for a protein of 183 amino acids. The transcript is spliced from 2 exons. Lineage: Eukaryota; Viridiplantae; Streptophyta; Magnoliopsida; Poales; Poaceae.